UUACGAUCCCAACAAGUGGGAAUAUAUUUCUGAAAUCCUAAAUUUGUUAAAAUAGUAUAUAGUUAACAGCUGAGCACGAUCACAUCUAAACACACCAAACACGACAAACCUAAGAGGCGAUACAUAAAUCUCCGUAAGAAUGCGAGUAAUAAAAACACUACUAGAAAUAUAUGAAGGUCCAGAAUGCCGUGCUCAGCAGUUACGCUUUCUAUCGCAACAAUAUCUGCAAUAAUUGCAACGGCUUUAUUAGCAAUCGCCUUUUCUACAGAUAACUGGUUAUACUAUGACGUUAAAAGAAGUAAUAUCCAGAUGUUUGCUGCAAAACAUACUGAUGCCGAUGAUCUUUUCAAUAGCAUGACCAAUAAAUAUUUUUAUUAUCCUCGAACAAGAGGUUUAUUCCGAAUAUGCUUCCCGAAGGAAAGACCACCUCUGAAUGCGGUCCCUACAUACUUGUCACCAAUAGAAACACAUUGCUCUAACUUAGACUAUUUUCCUCAAAUCGAUGAUGAAAAGACUUCGAACGAAGAUGCGAAUUCCAGACUACACUUAGCGCGGUCUUGUAUAGCUUUAUUUGUUAUCAGCUUUGUCACAAUUUUCUGCGCUUUUUGGACAGGACUGUCUGGAUGUUGGAAGCGAUCAUCCGGUGCCAUAACAGCUACAUCAAUUCUUUUAUUAGCAAGUUGCUUACUAUCUGCUGGCGCUAUGGGCUUAUGGCACACUGUUGAAUUUUUUGAAAAAGAGAAAGUUGUUGGAGAAGACUAUUACCAACAAUGGAAUACGGUACUCAGGGAUAACACAAAAAUUACAUACGAUUGGUCAUAUCUCACUGCCUGGGCUGGAAUAGGUGCCUGUUUACUAGCGGCAAUCUUACUGUCAGCUGCUGCUAUUUGCUUACGGAACGAACGUGAGAAAGAAGAACAGCUGAACUUACAAUAUUUAAUGCCAGUGUAUUCACAGAAGCAACCGCCAUAUCCACCCUAUGCUAGUUACCCACAACCGCAAAUUUAUCCUGGGCCAUAUUACCACGGGUCUCAAUAUGGACCAUAUAACUACUAAUUACUAAAUACAUAUAUGCACAAUAAUCUUCAUAAAGGAUAACCCACUUUAUUAAUAUAUAUAUACAUUAUAUAUAUAUAUAUAUAUAUAAAUAUAUAUACGUAUAUACAUACAUCAUAUAUGACUAUGUUUAAAUUUCUUAAAAUCGUGUUACUGUACUUUUAUCUUUUAAUUUAUUGUAAUUUCAUUUAACCUAAUAUAUAAUUAUAAAUUAUUUUUAAGGAUUUUUUAUAAUAUCAAAAACUAAUCCGAAUUAAAUUUUUACAGAAAUAAGAAACUAAUAGUUGUGUAAAUAUAUAUACAUAUAUAUUUAUAUAUACAAGUAUAUACUCCAUUCAAAUUUUGGAAUAUUAAAAAUUCGCACUGAUUGGGUAGUAUCUGGAUUGGUCUUAGGAUUUCUUAAGACAUAUCACCAUACAAGCCGUUUUGAUCCGAAAUACCAAUUGAAGUCAAAUAUGUAUGUUAUUACAGUUUACAAUGCAUAGAAACGUGAAGAAUUACAAUAACUCGUUAAUCGGCAUUAUCAACUCUGGUCCGUGGUAUAUUUUCAAUAUUCACUCGAUAUUAGGUUUACCAAAUACUCGAGGUCAAACACAAUUAUUUUCAUGAUAAAAGUAAAUUAAACUUUCGGAAGAAAAUAAAAAUAGAAAAAAUAGAAACAGUCAAACUAGCAGACUUAAAUAUAUUUUCUUCAGAGACUAUAACAACAAUGAAAAUAAAUGAAAGUAACAAAAAACCACAUAAACUUACUGCUACUGCUAAUGCUUUUCCAUUUACAAUUAUUAAAAGCUGCUUGUUUGCUUUAACACAAAAAUAUUUUUUUGUGCUAUAUUAUAGUAUUUAAAAUCUUCAAACAAACCAAUCAAAAAUAACACCUGUGCGAAACGAACACCAUAAUUAUAUAGUACGUAAAUUUUGCUAAAAAUCACAUAUUCGAUAACAAAUAAUUUUUUGUCUACGAAUUUGAAAUUCGUUUUAACUGAUUCGUCUUCCAUCUUCAUAUCUGCUCUGAUGCGUCAUUUUAUCCCCGAAAAGUAUGUUUAUACUAGUUUUGAUUGAUAGAUAUGCAAGUUUUAAUUAUAACACAUUUUCAAAAAAUCUAUAUAAUGAAACAUAUCAUUGAAUAUUAAAAAAAUAAAUUAUAGAAUAGUAUAUAACCAAUAAAUGGAUUUUAUGUAGAAUAUAACUCGCACAAUACAAUUGAUAGCCCAGCUAUAACGGGGAGUAAAGCAAAUAAAACAUUAUUACCAAAAUAUAUGUACCACAACAAUGGUGAGUUGUACAGAAACAUU
Molecule: messenger RNA, 2348 nt
Organism: Bactrocera neohumeralis
Lineage: Eukaryota; Metazoa; Arthropoda; Insecta; Diptera; Tephritidae
Exons: 7
Coding region: 184-1056 (290 amino acids)
Cellular component (GO): membrane
Source: RefSeq, a predicted model, not a curated record